Molecule: messenger RNA, 1305 nt
Organism: Labrus mixtus (cuckoo wrasse)
Lineage: Eukaryota; Metazoa; Chordata; Actinopteri; Labriformes; Labridae
Gene: airim
Product: AFG2 interacting ribosome maturation factor
Exons: 4
Coding region: 186-794 (202 amino acids)
Cellular component (GO): nucleus; cytoplasm
Source: RefSeq, a predicted model, not a curated record
UACCGGAAGUAAGUCAAAGCAUCAUGGUAGAAAUGUGAUGAAUUUAGCGACUGAAGUUGCCGUGCUUCUUCUGGCUUUUGUGAAACAUUUAAAAAAAUAACACGCGGAUUAAUAACAUUUAAAUACAAGGAUCUACUCACUGCUGGCACAACUGCUUGUAAUUUUAAAUAAUUUCAGCGCCUGAAAUGUCCAAACCUGCACUACUUUCUCUUCAUGAAGCUCUGAGGAAAAGCUUCCACAGUCUUGAAAACAACCAGAGGUUAUGGAGGAGCGUGUUGACCGAGUGCAGCCCUCUCAUGGAGUCUCUCGGGAACUUGUCAGAGCAGUCGAGGGCUCUCUCCAACGUCCAGAUCUCCAACACGCCGCUCAGAGACUUCCCUGACCUGCAGGAGAGGCUCACAUUUAAACUUCUGCAAGCCACGGAUACUGUCCUCCUCAAACUCAACGAGAAGAUGUCUUCUCUCCAGUCAGUCAGAGACUCCGUCAGUAACCAGGUCUCUGCAGUCCUCCAGCUUUACGAGCAGAACUCAGACAGUCUGGACCUGCUCACGGUUACUGAACGCUCUGCCACCGCCCCGUCGGUCUCUGACAUGCUGGGGUGGCUGCAGGAUGCCGAGCGUCACUAUCGACAGCAAUUUCUGAGGAGGAAGACUCUGCUGCAGACACUCAGAGCAGAAGAUCUCUCCGUGUUAGAAGACGCUCCCAAAAGAUGGAAAUCCAUGGAGUCGUCCAGUGCUGAAGACGGAAUCACAGAUACGCUCUGCAAAGUGUCCUUUUUUGUUGAGUCCCAAUGAAGAGAGCGACGGUGAUGUAAGUGGAACUCUGAGCAGCAUCAUUUAACCUCAAAGGAACGAUGAAGAAACAUGAACACAAACCUCAGAGGGACAGAUUUCUGUAUGGAUGUUAGGAGGAGGACUAGAGUCCUACUGUGUCAUAAACAUUUUGAGGGGUCAAAGUGUUGCAGAAGAAGAAGUCAGAAUCAUUUUGGUGCUCAAAGAUGACGCAGUGAAAAUGAAUGUGUUGGCACAAACCAAAAUCUAUGAUAGAGGACAGCCUCCACACACAAUGACAGACUGGAUCAAAAAAAACAGUUAUUGAGACAAACUUUAACAAACCUGUUUUAUUUCACACGUUGAACGCAGACACUCAGUGAAGACUUUAUGUGUCAAAUCAGGAGGUAAAAAUAACUGCUACAGAAAUCACCGCAACCAUGACAACACAAGCCAUCAUAACCGCCACUGUGUACUUUUUUGAAGUACAUUUAUGCAUCAGGCUUUCUUCAGGCUCUGCUGUAAAUCACAGUUA